Molecule: messenger RNA, 2451 nt
Organism: Nerophis lumbriciformis (worm pipefish)
Lineage: Eukaryota; Metazoa; Chordata; Actinopteri; Syngnathiformes; Syngnathidae
Source: RefSeq, a predicted model, not a curated record
AUGUCCUUCGCCAUGGAGGACAACUUGGAAUCCGGCUGGGUGUCCGUUCGGCCCAGAGCGUUCGACGAGAAAGAGCGGCACAAAUUCGCUUUCAUCGUGGCUUGGAACGACGUCGAGGGAAAGUUCGCCAUAACCUGCCAUAACCGGACGGUACAGAAGCGGACUUCUUACCUAGACCCGCUUCUAGACUGGAGCCCGGUCGUGGAAGACAAGCAGUCCGAGACUAAUUCGGCGAAAGUUCGGCCGACGGGAAAAGUUGAGGGUUGGGACAAGGUGACCGACGUGGAGGAAACCGAGGCAGGCGGCCGCCAGGACUUUAGCUGGGCCGGCCUCUUUUCCUUCCAGGAGCUCCGGUCGGCUCACCUCCAGCUGUGCGCCGUCAACGCCGAGCUGGAGCCCUGCUUGCCGGCCUUCCCGGAGGAGCCGUCCGGCGUGUGGUCGCUUCUCUUCGGCGCCGCGGCCACGUCGUCGGAGCGGGAGAUGGAGGCGCUGUGCUACCAGCUGCAGGUGUAUCUGGUCCACGCUCUGGAUACCUGCGGAUGGAAGAUCUUCUCGCAGGUGCUGUUCACCGACAGCGACGACACGGAAGAGUACUACGAGAGUCUGAGCGAGCUUCGGAGAAAAGGAUACGAGGACGGCUUGGACAGAGCCAAAAGGCGCCUCCAGGAGGUGUUGGACAAGCACCGGGCGUCGGACAGCAUGGUGGAGCUGCUGCAGGUCUACGAGGAGGAGGACGAAGCGUACGGCCAGAUGCUGGACGCCGCCACCCAGCUCUACCACUAUCUACUCCAGCCCUUUCGGGACAUGAGGGAGCUGGCCAUGCUGAGACGGCAGCAGAUUAAGAUCUCGCUGGAGACCGAGCGCCUGGGCCCUCGCCGGGUGGACGGCUUGAGAAGGGAGGACGAGGAGUGGCAGAAGAAGGCGCACGCUGCCGUCCUAGCCAUCCAGGACUUGACCGUCAAGUUCUUUGAAACCACCAAUCGAGCACAGAAAGCGCUGUUCGAGCGUAUGCGAGCCGACCAAAGGAGGUUGGGAAAGUCGGCGUGGGUAGCGGCGGUGGAGCGGAUGGAAUCGCUGCAGUACGCCGUCUCCAAAGAAACGUUGCAGCUGAUGCGAGCCAAGGAAAUCUGCCUUGAGCAGAGGAAGCACGGUCUCAAGGAGGAGAUGCGGAGCCUGCAGGGAGGUGAGGAUGCCAUGCAGCACCUGGACCAGCUGGAGGCGCUGUACUACGAACUCCAACUUCAGCUGUAUGACAUCCAGGCCGAAGUGCUGCGCUGCGAAGAGACGCUGCUCACCGCGCAGUUGCAAAGUCUCCGUAGACAGAUUACAGAGAGGCAGGACGAGGUGGUGUACUACGAUGCCUUCGAGAGCCCCGACGCCAUGACGGAGGAGUCUGCCUGUCCCGCGCCUCCUCCGCCCCUCCGGGAUGAAGAGGAACUGGGGGUCUUGCGGCAGAGAACUCGGCAGCUGGAGGCCCGCCGGGGGCGCAUCAACACCAAGAAAGUCUACCUCAAAAACAAGAAGGAAAUCUGCAUCUCCAAUCACAAACAGAAGCUUGAAGAGCGUCAGGGCGUCCUCACUCACAACACGUCCUUGCAGCAGCGGGAAACGGAAGAAGAGGAAAUUGAGCGGAACGCGCGAGUGAGUUUAGAGAGGCAGACGACUCUGGACCGACUUCGUAGCCUGAAUCAGCGUUAUCCCGGCCACGUGACCCUGAGGUCCAGUCGCAUGAAGUUGUUUCAAACGCGGCGGCGAGCGGGUCCACCUCCCUGCACGCAAGCGGCAGGCGUCCAAACCGACCGCGUCGUGUCGGACCUGCCCCAACUCUCGGCGCCUCCUCAGGAAGACGCCUGCGAGUCCUUACCCGCCGUCCUCCUGAACCAGCCGGACUCUCCUUCUCCAGAGUUCCUCUCCCUACCCGCAUCUGUAGUCACCCUGGGUGCCGUCCCUCCGCCACCGCCUCCGCUCCCUCCUCCGCCGCCACCGCCCGCCAGCGCGGUGCCGCGUCCGGCGAUACCACGCGAGUCCGGGCCCGCCUCGCUGCCCUUGGCUCCCUUUUCGCCACGCUUUUUCGACAGCAGCCAGCUGUUGACAGCCAGGAAGAAGCUGAAAAAGACGGCUGAGGGCGCCACUCAGUGGAGGAGAGCGAGCUCCCCGAUGGACGAGGUGCUGGCGUCCCUGAAGCGCGGCAGCUUCCACCUGCGCAAAGCCGAACUGCGCGUGUUGGGCCCCGACCCGGACGACGAUGCCGACAACAUCCUGGCGCAGAUCCGUCAGGGCGUACGUCUCCGGCAGGUGCGCGCCCCGCCCGAGCGGCCGCGCCGCACCGCCGACCGCUCGGCCGACGCCCUGACGCGGAGCAUCCACGAGGCGCUGCGCCGGAUCAAGGAGGCCUCGCCCGAGUCAGAGUCGGAGGACGAGGGUUUGCCCUGCGCCGACUGGGAGAACUAG